Messenger RNA from Phytophthora nicotianae INRA-310, 276 nucleotides. RefSeq lists its product as hypothetical. Gene Ontology annotation, cellular component: membrane. Gene Ontology annotation, biological process: transmembrane transport. Gene Ontology annotation, molecular function: ATP binding; ATPase-coupled transmembrane transporter activity. The record is from RefSeq and is a predicted model, not a curated record. The coding region runs from base 1 to 276 and encodes 91 amino acids. The transcript has a single exon. Lineage: Eukaryota; Oomycota; Peronosporomycetes; Peronosporales; Peronosporaceae.
AUGGAAGCGCUGGUGUUUGCCAACUGCGACGAGUUGCCGACGUGGAAUGAAACCACGCAGUCCUAUGAAAACGUCGGCUCAAAGCUUGGUUGUCAGCCCAUGGAGGGCGCACCCGUGACAGUGGGGCAUAUCACACUGAAGGAGUACACGGAGGAAUACUUUGGCAUGGAACACGACAUGAUCCUGCGCAACUUCGCCAUUGUGAUCGGAUACAUGCUGCUCUUCCGCGUUGUGGCACUGCUGUCACUGCGCUACAUCAACCGCCAGAAGAGAUAA